AUGGGCAACAUAGUUCAGGAUAUUGCAACAAUUCCAAAUGUAGAGUCCUAUGUAUUUAACUGCACCUCAACGUUCACACAGGUCUCAUAUGUAUGGGAAGGGAUUGGCAAACCGUUCCCAGAAGAACUACCAAAACAGUUGCCCUCUUGGGAAGGAUGUUCAACCAAUGAACUUAAAGAAUUUGCAGUUUUGCAGAUUAAGCAUUUAGAUAUUAGAGCUGGAGAUAUAUACAAUACCAGUAUAAUUAUAGAAGGAACUUAUGUUGAUCUAUUGGCAAGGGAAGAGGUUGUUGGGAGCCGGAAGGCAUGGGCAGUUGGACCAAUUCUUCCAUUGAAGUUAUUCUCGAAUAGCCAGCAUAAGUGUUUAGAAAGGCUUGACAAAAAAGAUCCAAAAUAUGUUAUCUACAUAUCUUUUGGGACGACAGUUUCAAUGUCAGAUAAAGAAAUCAACAAGCUCGCGCUGGGGUUAGAACAGAGCAAACAGAAUUUUCUUUGGGUUCUGAGAGAUGCGGAUAAAGGAGAUGUGCUCGAAGGAGAAGUUAGACGAGCUAAGUUACUUGACGGGUUUGAGAAGAGAACACGAGGAGUGGGAAUGGUGGUGAGAGAUUGGGCACCACAACUAGAAAUUCUGGCUCAUCCAUCUACUUGUGGAUUUAUGAGUCAUUGUGGAUGGAAUUCUUGCAAAGAAAGUAUUACAAUGGGAGUGCCAAUAGCAGCCUGGCCAAUGCACUCCGAUCAGCCAAGAAACGCCAUGUUCAUAACAUAUAUGUUGAAGAUCGAUAUUCUUGCAAGAGAAUGGACACAGCACGGUAAACUAGUGAAAGCAUUGAUGAUUGAGAACGUUGUGAGAAGACUGAUGGCAUCAGACGAAGGAAUUGAGAUAAGGAAGAAGGCAGAAGAAGUUGCUGAUGCUGUUAGGAUGUCAACUGAGGCAGGUGGCGUGUCUUGA
This is a messenger RNA of Olea europaea var. sylvestris, 948 nucleotides long. RefSeq names its product zeatin O-glucosyltransferase-like. The transcript has a single exon. NCBI's taxonomy places the organism in Eukaryota, Viridiplantae, Streptophyta, Magnoliopsida, Lamiales, Oleaceae. The record is from RefSeq and is a predicted model, not a curated record. Gene Ontology annotation, molecular function: UDP-glycosyltransferase activity. Bases 1 to 948 code for a protein of 315 amino acids.